Molecule: messenger RNA, 3858 nt
Organism: Lates calcarifer (barramundi perch)
Lineage: Eukaryota; Metazoa; Chordata; Actinopteri; Centropomidae
Gene: lingo1b
Product: leucine rich repeat and Ig domain containing 1b
Exons: 2
Coding region: 306-2177 (623 amino acids)
Cellular component (GO): plasma membrane
Molecular function (GO): protein binding
Source: RefSeq, a predicted model, not a curated record
UCAGCUGCCCCUCCCUCUUCCUCUCUGUCUCUGCUAGGUGCAGCAUGUAUGUGAGCGUGUGUGAGCCAGCAGAGCCGCCUGUGUGUUUACAUGUCAGCCUAUCAGUGCUGCCGGAUUUAGCGCAUCUGGAGAGGACGAAGGCAUUUCUCAAAUGCCCCUCAGACAAGGGAUUCUCAUCGCUGCAUAUAUCCCUCUUUCCCAUUUGAAUCUAGCCUGUCUUGAAUCCUGCAUCCCUGUCUCCAUGCUUUCGGAGGCAUUUUGAAUUUCCUUGGCAACAUGGAGCUGCCUGAAUUAGAAUUCUCUGCAUGACAGUCCUGGUAAGAAGUAGGAUGGUGUCUGGGGAGGCAGGGGGGCACAGCUACUUGGUGGCGUGCUGGCAGCCCAUCCUGAUCCUGAUGCUGGGCACCGUCCUUUCUGGCUCCACCACCGGUUGCCCCUCCCGAUGUGACUGCAAUGCUCAGGAGCGUUCAGUUGUGUGCCAUCGACGGAGACUGGCAGCUCUUCCUGAAGGCAUCCCCACUGAGACAAGGCUGCUAGACCUCAGCAAGAACCGUCUGAAAAUUCUGGGGCCUGAAGAGUUCAUUAAUUACCCUCAGCUGGAGGAGCUGCAAAUGAAUGAAAACGCAAUCUCAACCAUUGAGCCUGGGGCUUUUAGCAACCUUAUGAACCUUCGGACUCUAGGUUUGCGCAGCAACGAGCUGAAGCUCAUCCAGCUAGGGGUCUUCACUGGCCUGACCAACCUCACUCAGCUGGAUAUUAGUGAGAACAAAAUUGUCAUUCUGCUCGACUAUAUGUUCCAGGAGCUGUACAACCUGAGGGCUUUGGAGGUUGGUGACAAUGACCUAGUAUUCAUCUCACCCCGAUCAUUUCAUGGCCUCAGCAACCUUGAAAGCCUAAACAUUGAGGGAUGCAAUCUGGCCUCAGUGCCCACUGAUGCCCUUAGCCAUCUGCAUAACCUGUUGUCACUCCGAUUACGUUAUCUCAAUGUAACUGUCAUAAGGGAUUACUCCUUUAAGAGGCUGUAUCGGCUCAGAGUGCUGGAGAUUUCUCAUAUGCCUGCCCUGGAUACCAUGACCCCAAAAUGUUUGUUUGGACUCAACCUCACAUCACUGUCCAUCACAAACUGUAAUCUCACCGUCAUCCCCUACCAAGCCAUCAGUCACCUAAGAUAUCUCCGGUUUUUGAAUCUGUCAUUCAAUCCAAUUCAUACGGUGGAAGGGAACCAACUGUUCAAUCUACAGAAGCUCCAGGCUUUUCAUUUGGCUGGUGGAAGAUUAGUUGCCAUUGAGCCCUACUCCUUCCGAGGACUCAACCACCUCCGUGUACUCAAUGUAUCCAGCAACAGCUUGAGCACCCUGGAGGAGUCUGUCUUUCACUCAGUGGGAAACCUGGAGACCCUGGCUUUAUACGACAACCCACUGGCCUGUGACUGUCGCUUGCUCUGGGUCUUUCGCCGCCGGUGGAGGCUCAACUUCAACAGACAGCAGCCCAUGUGCACUUCACCUGAGGUUGUGCAAGGGAAAGAAUUCAAGGACUUCCCAGACAUCCUCCCUUCUGACUAUUUCAUCUGCCAGAAAUCAAAGAUCAUGGAUUAUAAAGUUCAAGAAAGCCAUGUGGAUGAAGGAACUACGGUCUAUUUCACUUGCCAAGCUGAGGGUGAUCCAGCCCCAGUGAUAAUGUGGCUAUCCCCUAAGAAGGAAUACAUCACUACCAAAACUGUGGGGUCUAGACUUUCUGUGUCUAAUGAAGGCACAUUGGAGGUGCGUUAUGCCCAAAUCCAGGACAACGGCACAUACAUGUGCAUUGCAAGCAAUGCAGCAGGCAAUGACACCAAAGCUGCUCACCUUUUUGUGCAUAGCUACUCCCCCAAUUGGCCCCACCAGCCAAACAAAACAUUUGCCUUCAUUUCCAACCAGCCCAGCGAUGAAGGUGCUAAUGUGACUCGGGCCACAGUUCCAUUUCCAUUUGAUGUAAAGACACUCAUCAUUGCAACCACCAUGGGAUUUAUCUCUUUCCUCGGAGUUGUCCUCUUCUGUCUUGUGAUAUUAUUCCUCUGGAGUAGAGGGAAAGACAAUACUAAGUCAAGUAUAGAGGUUGAAUAUGUGCCACGUAAAGAGGAAACAGAGGAGGCCAGUCCAACUGAGGCACCCAUACAAUUCAACAUGAAAAUCAUGUGAACCUCUAAAGGAGGCCAUGUAAGCUUAAAAACUGCAGUCAGGAUGCAUACUAUCUUCGCUUCAAAUAUGUACUCAGUUUAUGAGCGAUAGAAAUUGCACAGCAGCAAAUGCAUCUUGACACUAUACCCUAGACUUUUUUUUUUUUACUUCAGGGACUGAAUCUUUAAAGCAAAUGUUGAAUUUCAAAUAUUACAAUUUCUGUAAAUUUGUAUUGGCAAUACUCAAUCAGUAUGUUAACAUGCAUUCAAAAACUGUGUGUAACCACAUUAAGGUAAGAGUUAGAAUGAAGCACAUGGAUCAGAUGGAUUUCCCUAAUAAACAGAGUUUACUGUAUGAAGAAUGUUUCUAUCAGCACAAAAUAAGUUUGCUAUCUUUUGCUUUGAUAGAUGUACAAAGCACAAUAACCUCCUAUUAGAGUUCUUUUUUUACCUUAAAUCAUAAUUUGAAAGCGCAGUUUCAGUUUUCUUUUGUCCCAUCACAAACAAUUGAUCGAUGUGGAAUGAAAUUAGGGUAAUUUCUAAACAAAGAGAAAAAGAAAAGAAUGAUAUAGUCAUAUUUUGAGAGAAAAAAGAUGUACUUUCAAGAAAAGGCGUUCAGUUCUGAAGAUAAACAGUCAGUGCUACAACACUAAAGAAUAAUUUUUAGAAUAAGGUCAUAUAAGGAGAAAGAAGUUGUAAUGUUUUGAGAGUUGUAAUAUCACCAGAGGAUAUAAUGUUUUAAAAAAAACACACAUGGGUCUCAAUUCUCUGAAAUUGAAAUUUUCAAAUCAUUAGAGGAGUGAGUGUACCUCACCACCCGUCGUGUGUCAAUGAGCAUUGGCCUUUAACUAUUUUCCAACAUCAUUAAAUUGUGUUUUGAUGUUUUCUCUGCCCAUUUUGGCACUGCUGUCUGGAAGAAACAGAAAUUUCAAGCAGUAGCCUGUAUCUCCAUUAGUUGUCACAGACAAGUGAUUUCAAUUUUACUGUGUCUAUCAGUUAUGAUAACUGGAGUAUUUCCUUAAUCUGCUAAGAGUCAAAUUAGAAAUGUGCAUGUUAACAUACUGAAUAAGAUAAAUAAGCCAGUCCUACAGUAUGUGCUCCCUUCUGCCAACAAAGGAAGUCUGUCAUUAAAUGUAUUGACUUGUUCAGCUAUACAUAUUUUUUCUGUAUUUUAUUCUUUCCUUGUACAUUAUGCUGUUGCACAAUAGUAAUGCUUUUGAUGGCUGUGGGUUUUGAACAUAUUACAAUCUACAGAGCAGAUUAAAUAUUCAGUAAACCUGUUUUUGAUGCAACUAAACCAAAAGAGAGUGUAACUACUUUUCAAAGUGUAUAUAAAACUACCUUUGAAAAUCAUCAGUUUAACAAUUUAUCAUCAAGUGUAACAAAAGGUAAUUUGUUUACCCACUUGGCAGCUCAAUAAGCGUGAGCACUCUGCCCAAGUCCUGAGGUUAUAUUGUCACCAGUGCAUCUCAAAAAUGGUGACAUUAUUCAUUUGUUGCCUUAAGUAACCCAUUUUCCAGCUUUCAGCUGAGCAAUACCCAGUAUUUAUAUGUAAAAUGGAAUUUUAUGCCUCAUAAGGAUUUUAUGUUGUAAUUAAUUUCACAGUCAAGGUCUGCUCUGAAGAUAAUGUGUUCAUUAACUUAAAAAUACUUGUUUAAAUGGGGUGGGCAGAUGGAAAUUCUAUUAAAAUAAAUAACAUUUUA